Molecule: messenger RNA, 795 nt
Organism: Seminavis robusta
Lineage: Eukaryota; Bacillariophyta; Bacillariophyceae; Naviculales; Naviculaceae
Source: the annotation of a GenBank genome assembly
AUGUCUUCUGAUAGUACUAGCCCUGCUGCUGCUGCCAGGGGAAAUCGCAGUGUUGAUUCUCUUCUGUUGGAUAAUGAUGCGAUUUGGAUCCAAGGCAUUCUGCCUUUGGUUGGCGUUGGUCAGUACGCUUUUGUAGGAGCUGUCAACAAGAAGAUGAACCAACUCUAUAAAGAGUACUGCACAAUUGAACUAAAGAAACAUCCUAGAAUGGUACAGGAUAACCCUGGACGAUACGUGUAUUCGCACCGUCGCUCUGCAGAAAUCACCGACACUCUUAAUAGGGAAACAUUCUGUAACCAGCCACGUGCAGAAUACUGGCGGACGGACAAAUAUAGUGGAACCAUAACACCCGAUCACGAUUAUGCUUGCGCUGCAAUUGCCGCAGUUGGAAAUCUUGCUUUCAUGCAGUGGGCACAACAACAAAGCUUGCCUUGGAAGAACGGUAAAACAUGCUAUCAUGCUGCUAAAAAUGGACAUUUGGAGAUUCUGAUUUGGUUAAGACAGAAUGGUUGUCCAUGGAGUAUAACAACAAGCUGGGUUGCUGCUCAAAAUGGACAUUUGGAACUUCUAAAGUGGGCUCGUGCAAAUGGUUGUGAAUGGGAUUCAGACACAUGCGAGCGUGCUGCCAAAAAUGGACAUUUGGAUAUUCUAAAGUGGGCACAUGACAAUGGGUGUCCAUGGCAUGCAUCAACAUGCAAGGCUGCUGCUGAAAAUGGACAUUUCAAUAUCUUAAAGUGGGCUCAUGAAAAUGGCUGUCCGUGGAGUGCGUCAACAUGCAAGGCUGGCUGCUGCUGA